UCGCAUCCCAUCUCCGCGCGUAAACACGGAGCAAUCCUUUCAUCCUUUCUCAUGACUUCCCAUCACCGGCCGCAAUCCAUUCCGCCGCCACGGCCUCCGCCUCCGCCUCCGUCGCAGCCGCAGUAGUAGCAUGCUCGGUCCCGUCCUCCGCGUGUCCCGAAAGCAGCAUUGUCUCCUGCUCCACUGGUCCACUGGCAGAGCUCCCAUCUCGUCCUUCUCCAACGCAGAGCCAACCGCCUCUCCUCCUCUUAUCACUGUUCAACACCUGCAAGAAUGCAGCUCUCUCCUCCGGGCGAAGCUCCUCCACCAGCAAGUACUCGUCCAAGGCCUCACCCACCUGUCCACUCGCAUCAUUGGCGCGUACAUAACCUCCGACGCCCCAGCCCACGCCCUCUGCCUCCUCAAGCGGACCCUCCCCUGCGACUUCUCCGUCUUCUGGUGGAACAUGCUGAUCCGCCGGAGCGUCCACUUGGGUUUGAACGGCGACGUCCUGGGCUUAUUCAGGGACAUGAUGAGGCUAGGGUGGCAACCCGACCACUACACCUUCCCUUUCGUUGUCAAGGCCUGCGGAGACCUACCCUCUCUCCGAGCCGGGGCCUCUGUCCACGGCCUUGCGUGUGGGCUCGGGUUCGACUCCAACGUGUUCGUCUCCAACUCGAUGGUGGCCAUGUACGGUCGGUGCGGGGAGUUGGAUACCGCAAAGAAAAUGUUUGACGAAAUGCUUGCUAGAGGGAUCACUGAUGUUGUCUCAUGGAACUCGAUCGUGGCAGCCUACAUACAGGCGGGCGAUGCUGUGAAAGCAAUCGAUCUGUUUGAUCGGAUGGUGAAGAGGAUGAUGAGCGAUUUCAGCAUUCGCCCUGAUGUGAUUAGCCUUGCGAACAUUCUGCCUGCUAUAGCUUCUGUGGGGUCCUCUGAGAGGGGGAAGCAGGUCCACUGUUAUGCAAUUCGGAGUGGGUUGUUUAAGAAUGUCUUCGUGGGGAAUGCGUUGUUGGACAUGUAUGCAAAGUGCGCGAUGUUAAAGGAAGCAAAUCGCGUGUUUGAGCAAAUGAGAGUUAAGGAUGUAGUCUCUUGGAAUGCUAUGGUAACGGGGUACUCCCAAGUAGGAAGGUUUAAUGAUGCUCUCAGUUUGUUCGAGAAGAUGGAGGAACAAAACAUUGAGCUUGAUGUUGUCACAUGGACUGCUGUAAUUGCAGGUUAUGCCCAGAGAGGACAUGGCUACGAAGCCCUUGAUGUAUUCCGGAGAAUGCAGCUGUCUAGAUCAGAGCCAAACGUGAUCACUUUUGUUUCUCUACUCUCGGGUUGUGCUUCAGCGGGGGCAUUAAUUAAUGGAAAGGAGAUUCACUGCUAUGCAAUCAAGCGCAUCUUGAAUCACCAUAAUGGGGAGCAUGGAGACGAUAUUAUGGUCCUCAAUGCUCUGAUUGACAUGUAUGCGAAGUGCAAGAGCACCGCAACUGCCCGCUUCAUGUUUGACUUGGUGCCACCAAAGAACCGGGAUGUAGUUAUGUGGACCGCCAUGAUUGGUGGGUAUGCACAACAUGGGGAUGCCAACCAUGCUCUUGAGCUUUUCUCCGAGUUGGUUAAAAAAAAUUACUACUUGAAGCCCAAUGCUUUCACAAUGUCCUGUGCACUGAUGGCCUGCUCCCGAUUGGCCACAUUAAGAUUUGGGAAGGAAAUACAUGCUUACAUGGUGAGAAAUCAAUAUAGGUCUGUAGUCCACGUGAAUAACUGUCUCAUGGACAUGUACUGCAAAUCUGCCGAUAUUAGUUCUGCUAGAAUUGUAUUUGAUCACAUGAGGGAGAGGAAUGAUGUCUCUUGGACUACCCUCAUGACCUGCUAUGGGAUGCAUGGCCGAGGAGAGGAAGCUCUUUGGGUCUUUGAAGAGAUGAAGAAGGCAGGUUUGGUCUUUGAUGGAGUCACCUUUAUUGUGGUCCUAUAUGCUUGUAGCCACUCGGGGUUGGUCGACCAAGGGAUGGAAAUCUUCAAUGCCAUGGAGAAGGACUUUGGGGUAGUUCCCAGAGUUGAGCAUUAUGCCUCCAUGGUCGAUCUGUUGGGCCGAUCAGGUCGACUAGGUGAGGCCAUGAAGCUCAUUAAGAACAUGCCUCUGGAGCCAACCUUGAUUGUGUGGGUUGCACUGCUCAGCGCUUGUAGGGUCCACGGAAAUGUUGAGUUUGGGGAGUAUGCAGCGAACAAACUUUUGGAAUUGGGGUGUGAAAACGACGGGUCUUAUACUCUGCUCUCGAAUAUAUACGCAAAUGCCCGACGCUGGAAAGAUGUGGCCCGCAUAAGGUCUCUGAUGAGGCAUACGGGAAUUAAGAAGAGACCAGGUUGCAGUUGGGUCCAGGGAAAGAAGGGGACUGUGAGCUUUUUUGUGGGAGAUCGGACUCACCCACGGUCUGAAGAGAUAUGCAAUCUUCUUGCUGAUCUGAUCGAAAGGAUUAGAGCCAUCGGGUAUGUCCCACAGACGAGCUUUGCCCUCCAUGACGUGGAUGAUGAGGAGAAAGGUGAUCUUCUCUCAGAACACAGUGAGAAGCUUGCUCUCGCUUAUGGGAUCUUAACUUCAGCUCCUGGGGUGCCAAUACGGAUCACGAAGAAUUUACGGGUCUGCGGUGACUGUCACAGUGCCUUUACCUAUAUAUCGAUCAUAGUCGAUCACGAGAUCAUAGUAAGAGAUUCGAGCCGUUUCCAUCAUUUCAAGAAGGGGUCCUGCUCCUGCAGAGGGUAUUGGUGAAUUUGGUGCUAGAACAUCACCUGCAGAGGGUAUUAGUCGAUCACGAUAUCAUAGUAAGAGAUUCGAGCCGUUUCUAUCAUUUCAAGAAGGGGUCCUGCUCCUGCAGAGGGUAUUGGUGAAUUUGGUGCUAGAACAUCACCAGCUGUUGAAUGAUGGCCCUGGUUGUGAUGAAGACAACACUCGGUAAAUGUGUUAAAAGUCUUGGCAGGUUAUUAAUGCAAAUGCGAAGGUUAGAUUCUGAGCUGGGACAUUACACGGAAAUAUUGAGAGGGCACGGUUCUUCGCUGCAGAUCCUUGUGUUAUAUGCAUCAUGAUCUAGUCGCUUUAGUUACGUGAUUGUAAAAGUAAAGCCACUGGUUUGUGUCUGUUCUGAUGCACGAGGAGCCAGAGCAGACUGGAACAUUGUUCGCCUCCAAAAAAGGGAAGGUGGUUUUGGGGUUUGACUGCUUUUGGAAUGGAAUGAAGCUAAUGUCAUGUGAUAUAUAUAUUUGGCCUUUUGUUCAGCAAAGCCGGACCUCCAUGGAUAGCUUGGACCCUGCUUAUCUUAUUAAGAAGAGAAGUUUCUGGUCACUCUCGGCUCACAGCCGCUGCUCUUAUGCUUUGAGAUGACAUAUAAAGCAUGGGAUGGAUCAGGAGAUGACAUGUUUCUGGUCUGAGAACAAGCUGACCGCAUUAUAAAGCAUGAUCUGGUUCCAUCCUAGCAUUCCGAAGCAUAGCUUUAUUGCUUGGACGAACUCCCUACUCAGGAGAGAAUAGUAGUUUCGAGUGCUCCGCGUUGCUACUAGUGAAAAUAAGAAUCCUGUUUUUCUGCCGCAAUUUUGCUAAACAAGUAAGGAGCAAGUUCGAUGCUUAAUGGUUAUUCAAGAGAAGUUACUGACGGGUUUACUGAAUUCGGUUGGGGUGUGAAAUAUAUGAAGGGAAGGUCUGUCCAAAGCUCUUUUCUACAAACUGGCUUGGCAAGCUCGUCUUGAUCUCAUUUGGAAAGCUGGAAACGGGGAAUCAUUCUGAUGCUAUACCCUGAUGCUGAGAGGAACUUGACUGGUGUCAAAAGUACAGUAAGGAACAGAUUGUUGGAUUCUAAAUACAUCUGCAGAAAGCUGGUCCAAAGCAAACGGAAGAUGCUAGUUUGUUUUAUGCUGUUCGUAAUUCGUUCAUUGAUGUGGCGUGAUUCUGCUGUUGAUAAGGUCCUGCUCAUUGGGAUUUAAUCUAAUGCUACACCGGCUAUAAUUGCCCGAGUUGAGCGAUGUUGUGUGGAAUCUAACAAGCUUCAUCAUAAGAGGAAAAGGGGUUACGGACAUACCCAUUCUGCGAUAUCAGUGGUUUGAGGAAAACAUAGAUGCUGUAGUGGUGAAGGAUCAGCUCGAAAAGAUUAACCACUUUGAAGCAUUUAGCAGAAAUCGUUUUGAGCCUCACUCAAGUCAAUGGGCCGAACAGAACAAGCUCGAGAACUUGGAUCUUAUUUAUAUAUUAGCUGACAUCGAUUCAGUUAGCAUUCAUAUGUGAAAUAUACUUGUUAGUAAAGGCUCUUGUUCGAGGCGGGAAGAUGCAACGAACGAUAAGGUACAUUGUGUUCUUUUCGACAUCCGUCUGUAGUUGAAUUAUAACAGAAGUUGAAAGGCAGAUAUUUCCAAUAAUUUAACAUUGAAGGUCUAUAA
Punica granatum (pomegranate) is the source of this 4383-nucleotide messenger RNA. The record is from RefSeq and is a predicted model, not a curated record. NCBI's taxonomy places the organism in Eukaryota, Viridiplantae, Streptophyta, Magnoliopsida, Myrtales, Lythraceae.